AUGACUAACCCGUUUUUUGCCGAGUUCCUUCCGAGGUUAAAAACUGUGUCUGUAUGUGUGGAAUAUCCAUCAGAUGAGAUCACAAGUCUACAAACAGACAAGAACGGUGCGAACGUUGUUCUAAAAAGAAGAAAUCAGGCAGAUCUUUUGUUUCGUCUUCCGGUGCGAUCGAUUUCCUCGUUUGAAAUUGAUGUUAAAAGCGUUUCUAAGGACGGUUAUAUGGCGUUUAAGCUUCCAGUCUGUCCAAAUGACAGUAUUGUUGAAAGUGCCGAAAGGAGCCGAACCUUGGAUUCUCUAACGACAAAAGAUGCAUUUUUGUGGUCUGCAAAGGAGUUGCGAGCUGUGAAAAGCGAAAUUUCCGAGGAAAAUACCAGUCAAAUUGGUUUUCUGUGUGCCAAGUGCAAAGAGCUUCUCAUACCGUUUAGUCGAGUAAGGAGAAUAGAUGCCAUGCCAUCUGAGUUUUGGUCCGAAAUGAUGGAAUUCUGGCAUUGUGAGCGACCAGAGACCGGUGGCCCCAAUUCAUAUGAGACCGUUCGUGAGCGAUUUGGGUCGUUUCAUCCACGAAAAUGUUCGUUGAUUGUGGGUUCAUACUAUUUGGUGCUGAAUGCAGGGGAUUUUCACAUACUGCCGGGUGCAAAUGGUGGAAAAUACGAGUGCCCGUUUUGUCACACUUCACUAGAGUCUUCGCUGGACUCUUCCGGCAAUGACAGGUUCCCAAAGUGGAAUUUUCUGCUUCAAAAUGGAAAACUUGAGGAUGCAAUGUUGUUUCCUCCUUACCUAUACCCAUUUUCGGUCUUGAUGGACAACAUCAGCUCGAGUGCAAUCCGUUUUUUUGAUGUACACUUACGGAACUCGGAUACUUCUAUUGUUGUCUGGUGUUUCAACUUUGGUUUGGAUGUUACGUCGGCCCAGAAUGCCAGAAUUAUGCACAACUGCCUCAAGAUUUUCUACCAGGACGCAAAAGCUGCCAUCGAUGCUUUCAAAGGGAACACGAAUCAUACACAGUACACUACGGUUGAGUUUGAGCAGGAUGCAUACGAUAGCUUAUAUAAGCAGCUCGCAAACUCAAACUCAAGCCUACCAAAGGCUCAACAGACAUUUAAAGACUGGAAGGUUGCAUAUUUGCCAGAAAGAUGGUAG
Brettanomyces bruxellensis is the source of this 1140-nucleotide messenger RNA. RefSeq lists its product as uncharacterized. The transcript has a single exon. Gene Ontology annotation, cellular component: ubiquitin ligase complex; nucleus; cytosol. The coding region runs from base 1 to 1140 and encodes 379 amino acids. Gene Ontology annotation, molecular function: cyclin binding; ubiquitin conjugating enzyme binding; ubiquitin protein ligase activity. The record is from RefSeq and is a predicted model, not a curated record. Lineage: Eukaryota; Fungi; Ascomycota; Pichiomycetes; Pichiales; Pichiaceae. Gene Ontology annotation, biological process: protein autoubiquitination; protein monoubiquitination; protein polyubiquitination.